Messenger RNA from Schistocerca piceifrons (Central American locust), 3000 nucleotides. It is a transcript of the gene Wdr24, whose product is annotated as GATOR complex protein WDR24. The record is from RefSeq and is a predicted model, not a curated record. NCBI's taxonomy places the organism in Eukaryota, Metazoa, Arthropoda, Insecta, Orthoptera, Acrididae. The transcript is spliced from 14 exons. Gene Ontology annotation, biological process: positive regulation of TOR signaling. The coding region runs from base 423 to 2726 and encodes 767 amino acids. Gene Ontology annotation, molecular function: protein binding.
GUCCAAGGGGUAACUGGUCGAAAACUCGUUGCCUUUUUGACCACUUGACGCGGCCAGAAAGAUGAGAAUAUUUUAUUUCGUUCCAGCAUAGGAUUGCCAGUGUGCUUUGUGGUUUAUGAUACGCGUUUAACAAUAUAUGUUUAAAGCUGGUGUUAUGAUCAUAUUUACAUCUCGAAUGAAACACAAAAGUUAUGUGACAGAAUGCGGGAUAAAUCGAAACCGAAAACCUACGUAAGAAAGAAUGAAUAGAGUGUCUCAGCUUAUUACCGAGCACCGAAGCUGCUGUGUGACUGCCUGAACAAAUGUGUGAGACUUUCUUGAUGCGCAAGCAGUACUUUUAUCGUAGAUGUGCCGAAUUAUAAGCCUACGUUAAUGGAAAUGUGUGGCUUUCAUUAACUGAAUGAUCAAAACAGAAAAGGAACAUGAUGGAAAAACACGAGACAGGUGGACCAGACAUGAAGAUGUCGUCUCGUACGAUGUUUAUCAGCCAGGAGGCACCUGCAAAUGCCCUUGCGCUCAAUAAAGACAAUACUCAAGUUGUAAUUGCUGGAAGAAAUGUUUUCAAGAUAUUCACCAUAAAGGAAGAAGAAUUUGAAGAGACAUGCAAUUUACGAGUUGGCAAGAAUCUUAACCUAAAUUUCUCGUGUAAUGAUGUUGCAUGGAAUGCAGCUGAAGACCACAUUUUAGCAACUGCUGCAACAAAUGGGGCAGUAGUUGUAUGGAAUUUGAACCGUCCUUCAAGAUCAAAACAAGACCAUGUGUUUAUUGACCACAAACGUACAGUAAACAAAGUUAGUUUCCAUCCGGCUGAGUCAACCUGGCUUAUAUCUGGGUCACAAGAUGGAACAAUGAAGUGUUUUGAUCUGAGAACACGAGAAACUGCAAGAACAUACCACAGCAAUACUGAAAGUGUAAGAGAUGUACAAUUCAGCCCACACAUUCACCACAUGUUUGCUGCUGUGUCUGAGAAUGGCAAUGUGCAGCUCUGGGAUAUCAGACGUCCUGACCGUUGCUGCCAUCAGUUUACAGCACAUAGUGGUCCUGUCUUUGCCUGUGAUUGGCAUCCAGAAGUGACAUGGCUAGCUACUGCCAGCAGAGACAAAACUAUAAAGGUCUGGAAUCUGAAUGCCAAACCAACACUUGAGUACACAGUUCCUACAAUAGCGUCUGUGGGUCAUAUAAAGUGGCGUCCACAGCGAAAAUUUCACAUUGCCAGCUGUGCACUUGUUGUUGAUUGUAGCAUAAAUGUUUGGGAUGUUCGUAGGCCUUACAUACCUUAUGCUGCAUUCAAUGAACAUAAAGAUGUUGCAACAGAUGUCGCAUGGUGUGGUAAUCCACACACAUUUGUCUCCACAAGCAGGGAUUGCACAUUGUACCACCAUAUAUUUCAAGAUGCUACACGACCUGCAAAUAGAGCUAAUCCUCAGUGUAUAGCUUUCAACAAAUGCGGAGAUGUUUCAUAUGCUUGCAAAGUGAAUGUUAACCAAAACUAUGGUGGGAAGCAAGGAGGUGUAAGGAAAGUUGUGCCACAUAGUGAGCAAUUUUACCAAGCUUCGAGCAAUAUGUUCAUGUUUAAUAACAGCUCCAUCCGUGAAACACACUGGUUUUGUGAGUCAGCUCGUCGAUACAUUCUUACAGGACGUACCCUAGUGGAAAUGUGUGAACAUAAUGCUGCUGUAGCAAAAAGCCUAGGUAGAACUAAUGUCAGUGUUGUGUGGAAUCUGGUAAAAACUCUAUAUGCAAGUUCCGAUCAACUGCAGGCACCAUUACCAGUUGGGUGUAAUGUUUCACGUGAUGAGUCAGUCUUGAGUGUCGACAUGGUAGAUGGAGAUCAGCGUACUGAAACACCAACAGUUGUAACAGUGCCACAAGCCAGUGGUGAUGAUGAAACUGAGACUGAUGAAACUCCUGACCUGCCAAGGAGGGCUGCUUUCUCGGCUCUCACACCAUCUCAAGGAGACUUUUUCUUUGGUGAGGGUGAGCUGGCAUUAUUAGAUUUUGAACAGUUGACUAGCAACACCAUGGUUGGGCAGCAAGAUUGGACACUACCAAAUGAAGCAUUCCAGGUCCGGCAUGAAAUUCAAGAUCGCUCACCUCCACCAGAACAAUUUCCUAAUCACUCUCCAACAGAAAAUUUAGAUGGUGUCCUUGGACCGCUGCUGCCAGAAGAAUCAUCUGGACACCCUGUUCUGAGUGUCCCCAAUGUGCCUCGGCCACAGCCAUUGGAUCCAUCAGCCAUUGUUGUGGAUGCACUUCGACAUCAUGCUGAGCUUGGUGAUGUCCAGACAGCAGUCUGCGUCCUAGCUGUCUUAGGUGACAGAAUUCGUCGUCAGUUGUCCAGCAUGUUGACAACAGUUGAGCAAGAAACUUGGCUCCUAGGUUACCUGGACUCUUUAUCACGGAGGCGACAGUGGAUAGCAUCAGCACAUUUGACUCAACUGUCUUGGAUCUCAGCAGUUUCACGUGCAAGUCAGCGUUCAACAACUGUGUAUUCUAGUUGCUCGACUUGUCGUAAACCUCUACAACGCGCGGGCUGGCUUUGUGACCGUUGUGGACGACGACCUGCAGCAUGUGCAGUCUGCCAUAGAACAGUCCGUGGAUUGUAUGCAUGGUGCCAAGGCUGUGCACACGGUGGUCACAUCAUGCCUUGCUUGCAACAGUGGUGGGAAAAUGAUGAUCGCCGUGAAUGCCCUGCUGGUUGUGGGCAUAUUUGUCAGUAUAACUGAAUAUUAAAUAUUGUAAGUAAAUUAAGCACUAAAGAGUUUUUUUGUUAAUUUUUUUGUAUAGUGGUAAGCAACAAAUGAACUUGUUGACAAGUCCGCAGCACAUUAAUAUUACUAUUAAAUUUAACUUGAAUUACUGCAUCCAACAAGCUCUUUUACUAUUCAUGCUGUGUGUGCAUAGUGCCUCAGCCCCCUUUCCAAGAACACACACACACACACACACACACACACACACACACACACACACGCACAGAGAGAGAGAGAGAGAGAGAGAGAG